CGGCUCUCGGCCACAAAGAUGUCCUGCUACGACCUGUGCCCGCCCAAGGCCGAGCUGUGCCCGCCCCGAGCCAGCGUGGCCGUGCCCCAGCCCAUCGCCGAGAGCUGCAACGAGCUGUGUGCCCGCCAGUGCCCCGACUCCACGGCCUUCAUCCAGCCGCCCCCCGUCGUCGUCACCUUCCCCGGCCCCAUCCUCAGCUCCUUCCCCCAGCAGGCCGUGGUUGGCUCCUCCGGAGCUCCUGCCUUUGGCGGCUCCCUGGGGCUGGGAGGCCUCUACGGCGCCGGCGCCACCCAGGGCUCGGGGGGGCUCUGCACCUUCCCCAGAGCUGCUCCUGCCUGCAGCCCCUGCCUGCUGCCUCGCUACACCAGGAAGCUCUGGGACACCUGCGGGCCCUGCUAG
Pogoniulus pusillus (Red-fronted tinkerbird) is the source of this 399-nucleotide messenger RNA. RefSeq names its product scale keratin-like. The transcript has a single exon. Gene Ontology annotation, cellular component: intermediate filament. The record is from RefSeq and is a predicted model, not a curated record. Gene Ontology annotation, molecular function: structural constituent of cytoskeleton. The coding region runs from base 19 to 399 and encodes 126 amino acids. Lineage: Eukaryota; Metazoa; Chordata; Aves; Piciformes; Lybiidae.